GUGGGAUCCGGAGCGACGGGGUGAAGGACAGCGACUCGGGGUUCCAGCCCGGGACCUGGGAUUGGGAACCUGCGCGAAGUCCCUCUUAGACGCCUGGCCAGGUCCCUGGUCGCAGGGUCGCAGGUGCCGUCUUCGGCCCCAAGAUGCGGUAGAAAUUGAAGCCCCGGAGAAGUCCUGCCCUUGGCGCCACCAAUCGUCGCCCAAGCUCAUGGCGACCCCAGGCCUGCGGCGGCUGCUCUUGGCAUUUGGUCUACCGAUGCUGCCAGCCGGCUGGAGCCAAACAACAUUGGACUCUUUCCCAAGUAACGUGACUCUACCCCCAGACUCUGGUUCCAGUGGGGGCCUGUCUUCAGAGGCCGUUGUAGCCAUCAGUGUGGUCUUCUCCAUCCUGGGGGUCAUCAUCCUAGCAGUGCUGCUGUUCCUGCUGAUUCGGAAACUUCGAGAAAAGCGCCAGACAGAGGGCACCUACCGGCCCAGCAGUGAGGAGCAGUUUUCCCACGCAGCAGCUGAGGCCCGGGCCCCCCAGGACUCGAAGGAGCCAGUGCGGGGCUGCCUGCCCAUCUAGCUCCUCCCCCAUUUCCCUGUCAUCCAUCUUCCUACCCUGGGAAAAGGAAGCGCCCUCUCUGGGCGAUCAGACUCGCCCAAUGCUUAAGGAUAGAAGGGAAGAAAGUUCUUCAAAGACCUUGGCUUUCAGGGCAAGGGAAGAUGGGGGCUGCUCACUUUUUAUAUAUUUAUAUGAAAUUGAUAGUAAGGUAUAAUAAUAAAGUGUUUUUUUUCUUA
This is a messenger RNA of Mesocricetus auratus (golden hamster), 780 nucleotides long. RefSeq names its product crumbs cell polarity complex component 3 (gene Crb3). The transcript has 5 exons. Lineage: Eukaryota; Metazoa; Chordata; Mammalia; Rodentia; Cricetidae. Bases 209 to 565 code for a protein of 118 amino acids. The record is from RefSeq and is a predicted model, not a curated record.